Nicotiana tabacum (common tobacco) is the source of this 2054-nucleotide messenger RNA. RefSeq lists its product as uncharacterized. The record is from RefSeq and is a predicted model, not a curated record. Gene Ontology annotation, molecular function: transmembrane transporter activity. Gene Ontology annotation, biological process: transmembrane transport. Gene Ontology annotation, cellular component: membrane. Lineage: Eukaryota; Viridiplantae; Streptophyta; Magnoliopsida; Solanales; Solanaceae.
AUAACAAAAACAGACAACAGUUUAAAUUGCAUUGUCCUAUGUUUAACUGUGUAAAUUUUGCAUAAUCUCAGAUAUUUAAUUUCGUAUUAACAAAGUAUGACAUGUGCUAUGAUCCAAGUAUAGUUUAGACUAUGUUUGAAUAUUGAAUAUUCUAUGCUUAGUAUUUGCUUAUUACGCGAUUCCUUUGCGGAUAUCGUAGCAUAAAUUUCUCUAUUCCCACGUUAAAUGGUUCCCUACCAAACCUAGCAAGUGCAUUUACUCGAGUUUGUCAAAUAGUUUAUGAAAAUUUAAUAGCGUACGUAUUGGAUUAUGCAUCCACUGGUUUAAUUCCUUCAACCAUGGCUUAACGGGGAAGAAGACCGUUGACCUUACAUAUGGGCUUAACAUAACUGCUUGACUUUCCAGAUUUUGCCCUGCAAUUUUCAAUCUGUUACUCUAACCACAUUUAUUCACACCAUGAGAUCAAGGAGAUUUUAUGGGAUUUCUCUUUCCCUAAUCAUCAUCAACAUGGCUGCCAUAAUGGAGCGUGCUGAUGAAAAUCUCCUUCCAGCUGUUUACAAAGAAAUCAGUGAAACUUUUAAGGCAGGGCCAUCUGAUCUUGGUUAUCUCACAUUCAUAAGGAAUUUCGUCAAGGGAAUUGCAUCACCAGUAGCAGGUAUUUUAGUCAUAAACUAUGACCGUCCCCCUGUUCUUGCAAUUGGGAUACUGUGCUGGGCACUGGGUACUGGUGCAAUGGGUGCUAGUAAGUAUUUUUUUCAGGUUGGAUUCUGGAGGGCAGUAAAUGGUUUUGGACUGGCAAUUGUGAUACCUUCUCUACAGUCAUUUAUAGCUGAUAGCUAUACGGAUGAGGCUAGAGGAACUGGAUUUGGAUUUCUUAAUCUUAUUGGAACUAUGGGUGGGAUAGGAGGUGGAGCUAUUGCUACAGUUAUGGCUGGCUAUGAAUUCUGGGGCAUUCCAGGAUGGCGCUUUGCCUUCGUCAUGAUGGCAACAUUGAGUAGUUUGAUUGCAUUUCUUGUAUUCAAAUUAGUUAUUGAUCCAAGAAGAAGAACCAGCAUAGAGCACGAUAUUGCAAAAAAUAGUGACAGGAAGGAUUUGAUAGAGAAGGGACAUACCAAUUCAAUGUCGAUUUGGAUGGAGUCUUGGACAGCCAUGAAAGCUGUCAUUAAAGUGAAAACGUUUCAGUGCAUUGUUCUGCAGGGUCUGGUUGGGUCCUUACCUUGGACUGCCAUGGUUUUCUUUACAUUGUGGUUUGAAUUAAUUGGUUUUGAUCACAACAAUGCAGCAGCACUAGUCGGUCUAUUUGCUGCUGGAUGUGCAUUAGGUUCCUUUUCUGGUGGUGUCAUUGGAGAUAGAAUGUCUCGCCUAUACCCUAAUUCAGGCCGUAUCAUGUGCGCGCAAUUUAGCGCUUUUAUGGGCAUCCCAUUCUCAUGGUUCCUUCUUCGUGUUGUCCCCCAGUCCGUGAGCAGCUAUUUCACAUUUGCUGUGACUCUAUUCCUGAUGGGGCUAACAAUCAGCUGGAAUGCUACUGCUACAAAUAGUCCGAUGUUUGCUGAAGUGGUGCCUUCAAAGCACAGGACCAUGAUCUAUGCAUUUGAUCGCGCCUUUGAGGUUUCAUUUUCUUCGUUUGCAGCUCCAGUUGUAGGAAUUCUUGCAGAAAAACUAUAUGGUUAUGAUUCCAAGUCUGUUGAUCCGCUGUUAGGAUCUUCAAAAGAGGCCUUAGCAUUGUCAAAAGGCCUAUUCUCAAUGAUGGCAGUGCCUUAUGGUUUAUGUAGCCUAUUUUAUACCCCUUUGUAUUGGACAUACAAGCAGGACCGUGAGAAUGCAAGAAUUGCAAGUAUAAAAGAAACAGAGAUGAUUUGACAAUCACACCUCUUCGCUUCCUUGUCGGUGCUGAAUCGUGUGGAUGUGGUUAUUCUGGCAUCAGAGAUUAUGAGCACUCCGGUGUUAUAGCAGUUUGCUAAGCAUGGCUGCGGUAUAUAUCAGAAGGUGACCUGCUCAUGGAAGCUAGGAUUUGUUAGAAAAUAAUAAACAAAAUUGGUUUUGAGGCGUGAAAA